AUGGGUUCAAAAUCCUCAAAAUCUAUUGGAGAAUACACAUGUUUCAAGUGCAAAAAGCGUGGGCACUUCAUUUCAGACUGCCCUCUCUGGGAAGCUAAAAUCCGUGCUAGUGGGAGAUAUGAUUCGAGCAACCAUCGAAGCAAAGGCAAGAGCAAGAACUAUGACUCCGAUGAUGAGAAGAAAACAAAGAAUUUCUUGAAGAAGAAGGACAGCUCCACCUCAAAAUCAUCGUCAAAAUCUUCCUCAAAGAAUCCUUCCAAGUCCUCCAACAACCGCAAGAACACUUCUCACAAGGCCAAGGCAUACAUCGACAAGGAAAUGGAUUAUGAAGAAGAAGAAUCAUCAGGUUCCGAAGAAGAAGAAUUCGAUGCAGAUUUUGACUCCGACAUGGCUGGCAUAGCAUGUGCCUCCUCUGCUAUGACAAACUUCUUCGGGAAUCCUUCAAGUGAUGACGAAUAUCCUGCAUACUGCUUCAUGGCCAAGGCUUCGAAAGAAAAGGUAUCCUCCAAACAUCACAAGACUCACUCAAGUGAUCAAUAUUCUUCUGAUGAGGAUGACCAUGCUAAGUUGAUCAAAAUUGCCAAUAUACAACAAAAUUCUCUUGAGAAAAUUGAGAAAACCCUCAGGAAAUCUGAAAGGUUGUGA
Aegilops tauschii subsp. strangulata is the source of this 645-nucleotide messenger RNA. The record is from RefSeq and is a predicted model, not a curated record. NCBI's taxonomy places the organism in Eukaryota, Viridiplantae, Streptophyta, Magnoliopsida, Poales, Poaceae.